Molecule: messenger RNA, 477 nt
Organism: Prorocentrum cordatum
Lineage: Eukaryota; Dinophyceae; Prorocentrales; Prorocentraceae
Source: the annotation of a GenBank genome assembly
AUGGAUGAAACUUCCUUCCAGUGGGCAGGCAGCGACACGAAGCGGGCAGGUGCGUGGAAGGCGACCGUCUACCUGUGCAAGGGGACCAAGGAGCUAGGUCUUCUUGUCCAGGCGAAGACGUCGCAUUUCGUGGCCACGUCGGUUGUCGCGCGGAAGGCCUUGGAGAAGCGCUUCCAGCGUCUGGGGAUGGAGGCGAAGCAGCACGCGCGCAGGUGGGGGCAUGAGCACACGGGCAGAAGGGCGAAGAAGACCAUCGAGAAGAGCGUCGCCUCAGGGGGCGCUGUGGACCGCGCCCCAAAGUGGAAGGCCCUCAGGAGAGGCAGCGUGUCCGGCGUGUCAGAGGUUGCCGUGGUCACGCUGCGCAGCCUGGCCGGCAUCGUGGCUGGACACCCCCAGCAGGGGAGAUCGUUGACGCGCUGCCUGGCGACACAGCAGCAGGAGCUCAUGGACCCGAUAUUCGAUGCGACGGCCGACCUG